GUAAUAUAAUACGUGUUGCAUACAUUAGGGCUUAUAUAUUUUUCGUAGUUGGCAGCAAAAUUUACAUGGGCUAACCCCAAAACUCCAUGCCAUGGAUUUGUUAACAGAAAUGGCAAGUGGCAAGCAAAUUACCUAACCAUACUUAAUAAACCAAAAUGCAUAAAAUUAAAUUAGAAAACAAUUUAAGGUACAUAUUAGGACAACAAAUAUGUCAGAAAUUUUGUUCCUUCUCUAAAACAUUGGUGAGCAAUUUUAAAAAUGACUGUACCUAUUUUUUCACAACAGAAUUCAAAAUUUGAACUUUGUAUGAAAGAAUAUAUUAUAGAGACAUAUGCAUCUAUAUUCUUUUAUUGAAUGCUUAUAUUUGAUUGAAGAUUAUAUUCAACACAAAAUAAAAAUAAUCAAAGUGAAGAUGUCCUUGUAGUACAACAAAAUCAAAUAUUUAAUAUAGUCUUAAUAAAGACUUUACAAUUUGUGAUUCUGUUACCUUGAAGUGGGAAUGGAUCCUCCAAUAGAACCCCUUGAAUCUGACUGUUGCAACUCUGGAUGUAAUCCAUGCAUUUUAGAUAUUUAUGAAGAGCAACUGAAGAAGUACAACCAAAGAAAAACACAAGAAAAAAAUCAAAUAGUGCAUAUGAACUGUAUAUUACCUACCGCUUACACGGUAUUUACAGUAAACAAUAUCGAACCACAUUGUAAAGAUGCAGUUUUUAUAACUUUUGAGUAUAGUCGAUUUAUUAAACAAACUGACCAUGGAAAUGAUGUGAAACCUUUAAAGGUUAUGUUUAAUCCAGGACAAUACUUAAUGUUAAAAACAGGACCAACAAACCAAGAAUUCCAAAGACCAUAUACACCCCUACCUACAGAAAACGCUGACAAUUUGAAGUUUACAGUGUUAAUAAAAUUAUAUGAAAUAGGACAAAUGUCUUCCUAUAUAAGAAAAUUAAAAUGUGGUUCAAAUACAGUAUGGCGAGGACCAUAUGGCAAUUUUUCUAUAAAUUAUUCAUACAAACACAUCCUUCUUAUUGCUCAAGGUGUAGGUAUUACAUCCCUUUAUGGUAUUAUUUGUGAUAUAAUCAAACAAGAAGAGUGUGACUCGUUUUUAAAACUCUAUUUCUGUUGUAAAAGUUUUGAUACAAUUUAUUUAAGAAACAAAUUAUAUAGUUUACAGAGUAACUGGAAUUUCAGCUACGAAUUAUUUUUAAGUAACCCAGAAAAUGUUGAUGAGAAGUACAAUGAGACUGUUCACAAAGCGAAGUUAGAAGUGGAUGUUUUGAAAACAUAUCUCAAGGAUAAAGUUGAUAAUACGCAGGUUUUAAUAUGUGGAAACGAACAUUUUAUGCAGUGUUUUAAAGAAAUUGUUAUAUGUUGUAAAGUUGAUGAAAAAAAUAUAGUUCUUUUUUAAAUG
Molecule: messenger RNA, 1408 nt
Organism: Diabrotica balteata
Lineage: Eukaryota; Metazoa; Arthropoda; Insecta; Coleoptera; Chrysomelidae
Source: the annotation of a GenBank genome assembly